Aspergillus terreus NIH2624 is the source of this 705-nucleotide messenger RNA. RefSeq lists its product as uncharacterized. The record is from RefSeq and is a predicted model, not a curated record. NCBI's taxonomy places the organism in Eukaryota, Fungi, Ascomycota, Eurotiomycetes, Eurotiales, Aspergillaceae. The transcript has 3 exons. The coding region runs from base 1 to 705 and encodes 234 amino acids.
AUGCCACUAUAUUCCCCUCCUCCAAUUCCCGUGACGACCGCGAACCAGCUCGCCACGCCACAGAGCCUACUGGAGACGAACCGCGGCUUCUCGCCGGUGGCAAACCGUGCCUGGGUGGCCGGUUCGAACGGUGCUGGACAUCGCAUAUCAAAUACGGAAUCCCCAACCACGGUGGAUAGUGACAGUUUAUCUCUGCGGUAUCAGUAUGUGCUGGACCAUGUGCGGCGGGCGGGGUUUGAGAGCUUUGAUGCUAUGGUGUCUGGUUAUUACACCUCGUCCUUUUCCAAGAAUUCAACGGCAGAGUGUGCACAGAAGGUCAGCCGUGCGAAAAGGCUCCGUUCGGUGUUGCGGAGUCUCCACAAACACUCCCAGGAGUGGACUCGGUGGGAGGCACGCGGUUUCCAAGAGCAGGUUGUCGAGGCAGCGGAGGAUAUUUAUGUUGCUGAGCUGGAUCGGGUACAGAGAGACAGUGGUCUCAGCAUGCAUGGGACCAUGGGGAAGGGACAAUCCCUUGGCGAAUUACAGAGACUCUAUCAGAACAAGGCCCCGAAUCUAUGGGCUUUGUUUACGGAGCUCGCUGGAGCAUCCAGUCCACAAACGGAAGAUGCUACCGUCCUGGCUCUGACAUUACUACACUCCAUGAAGACAAACCCCGAGUCAGACAUCAGGGAAACGAUCAUAGACCUUCUGGACAGGCUGUUUUGA